AGGCUCUUGUGUGUUUACAUAAAUGCAACGGCAGCUGCUGCACAGCGUCCGGACAUCAAUGUUUCGCUUUAAUUUCCUCGAAAACCAACACGAUAAUCGGUGCACACGCUCGUAAACGAUUACGUCCGGACAGAAUACCGCUCUUCUCUGUAAAAGAAAGCUUGAGUUGACUGCAGCUUUGAUCAGUUUUGUAUUAGGUUUCUGGCGUCAUGGACGAGCUCGCGGUGGAAGUCCGAGGCGCGAGCGGAGCUUUCUACAAGGCUCUUAUUAAGGAUGUUCACGAAAGCACGGUCACAGUGUCUUUUGAGAACAAUUGGCAACCAGAGCGACAGAUUCCUUUCCACGAUGUUCGGUUUCCACCUCCAACUGGAUUUCAGAAAGAGAUAAAUGAGAGUGAUGAAGUGGAGGUGUACUCCAGGGCCAAUGAUAAGGAGCCAUGUGGUUGGUGGUUAGCCAAAGUUCGAAUGGUGAAAGGAGAGUUUUAUGUCAUAGAAUAUGCAACCUGUGAUGCGACGCUAAAUGAAAUAGUCACAUUAGAGAGGCUACGACCUGUGAACCCCAACAAACCAGCUUCAAAGAACACCUUUCUCAAAACCAGACUAGACGUUCCAGAAGACCUUCGACAAAUGUGUGCAAAGGACUCCGCUCAUAAGGAUUUUAAAAAAGCGAUUGGAGCACUUUACGUCACUUACGACGCUGACGAAAAGCAGCUGGUUAUUUUGUCCAUUAAUGAGGUUACAGCAAAACGAAUAUCUAUGUUGAGUGACAUGCACUUCAGGAGUCUGCGUACAAAGCUGACGCUGAUGCUGCGGAAUGAAGAAGCAACCAGGCAACUGGAGAGCUCUCGCCAACUGGCCUCAAGGUUCCACGAGCAGUUUGUGGUUCGAGAUGACCUCAUGGGUCUGGCUAUAGGCACCCAUGGGGCAAACAUCCAGCAAGCCCGAAAGAUUCCUGGAGUCACCACCAUAGAUCUAGAUGAGGAGACAUGCACGUUUCACAUUUAUGGAGAGGACCAGGAAGCAGUACGGAAGGCCAGGAGCUACCUGGAAUUCUCUGAAGAUGUUAUAAAAGUUCCUAAAAAUUUAGUUGGCAAAGUCAUUGGCAAGAGUGGUAAGCUGAUUCAAGAGGUUGUGGAUAAAUCAGGAGUCGUCAGAGUUCGAGUGGAACCAGAAAAUGAUAAAAUGCCAUCACCAUUAGAGGAGGGAAUGGUGCCAUUUGUUUUUGUGGGGACGAAGGAAAGCAUUUCAAACGCCCGCAUUCUUCUGGAUUAUCAUCUGAAUUAUCUAAAGGAGGUAGACCAGCUGCGGAUGGAGAGACUUCAGAUUGAUGAGCAGCUCAGACAGAUCGGUGGAGGACCCAGAGGUCCGCCAGGACGACCUGAGAAAGACAAACCCUUCAUCGCUGAUAAUGGAAUGGGCCUGUCACGAGGUGGUGUCAAACCCUUCAGUCGUGGAGGGAGAGGGAGGCGGGGCCCAACACUGGCAUCUGGCACAAACUCUGAGGCCUCUAAUGCAUCAGAGACUGAGUCUGAUCACAGAGAUGAGCUCAGCGACUGGUCCCUGGCCCCCACAGAUGAGGAGUCCAUGGGUUACCCCAAAAGGGUCCCAGAUGGACGCAAAAGGGGUGGAGGUCCACGGGGCCGUGGAGGGAGAGGAAGAGGGGGAGGAUACAAAACUGAAGACAUGCACUGGAAUGAGUCCCGCUCCCGCAGUUCUAGAGACUCCAAACUGAGACCCCAAGAAGAUUCGCUGCAGAUCCGCAUCGACAGCAAUAACGAGAGGAGCGUCCACACCAGCCGAGGGUCCCAAGGUCUAGCAGCAGACAGUGGAGGGAACCGACAGAGACCCAUAAAAGAAAGAGGGAUGAAGAAAGAGAAGAAUGACAGCCCAGACAGCCAAGCUGUUGUGAACGGGAUUUCAUAGACAAAAAUGUACCCUCCCCCCGCCCAUUCUCCCACCCAGCUCUUGAUGCUUCUUCAUUAGAGACACAUUAGGCCAAAGAGAACCAGGUCAGUAGGGAUGGUGCGAGACAUGACAUAAAGCACACUUUGUAAUUGAUCAUGGGGUAAAAAGACCAGGUCUCUUGGUGUAAAGUGUGUUGAAUUUUGUAGUCUACGUUCAUGAGAGAGAUCGGUCUCUAAAAUCCGAGCAGAAGCUACACGUUUUCUAAUUGACUUUCUAAAUGACUACAUAUGAAACUAACAAAAGCUGUGGAAAAAUGGAUUUAAAUAAAGAAAAAAAAAAAAAGAAUCAUGACACACAUAUUCAAAUAAUUUGUUUUCAAUAAUGUCCAAAAAAGGGAAAGGAUCCAGCACUUGGGCCCAAGUUUAUGCCACAUCUCAUGGCAUACAUUGUUUCUGCGUGCUUUGUUGUCCUUGAUCACUCAAGCCCAUUCUGAUGUGAGGUUUUUGCCACAUCAUAAGCAAAAAACAAAGGAGAAAAUAAAGAAGAAAAACAACAAACAAAAAAUAACAAAAUGUGUAAAACUUGUUAAAAAAAUGCUCCUGUCUGAUCUGUGCCUUUAACUAUUGUGGAUAGUAUCAUAAUUUGGAUGUUUAAAUCAGGGAAGACACAACACCUAUCUAACCAACAUUUGUUGCAAUCCCAACUGACAAUUAAAACUUAAGGUGUUUUUUUUUUCUCUGUGCUGCAUGUAUUUCACAAACAUUUUGGAUGUCUGGAAAGGUUCCAUUAAGUCAGUCGAUUUAUACUUUCCCAUGAAUUGGGAGUAGAACAGGUUAUUAACCUAACUGUACUAGAUUCCUGCAUAUGGUAUAAAUAUUUGGAAGUCAAAAGUUGUAAUCAGCCACCCUGAGUUGAACACUGAUGCCAAUUCAAUAAGCGGCACGAAUAUGAAUUUAUUUUAAAAUUUAGCAUAUCUUUACAUUUAUAGAACAGAUGUAAGUGUAUAUUUAGACGUAGCAUUGCAGUUUCCUUGGUUUACAUUUAUUUUACCUCCCAUAAUUACACCUUUUUUGUAAUAAAUGAGACUAGGUGAAUUUGCUUUUUAAUUUUUUUUAAUCACAAACAGGGUGGAAAUGCUUUUUAUUUUCCAUUCAUGCUGUCACAGAAAACUGCCAUCGUUGCAGCUGUAUUUACAGCAUCAGGUGUGAAGCACUUAUAUCAGAAAUCUAUAACUUUUUGUCUCUGUCUGAACAAUGGCUCAUCAUAGACUGAAAAUGUUAAUCUGUGGAAUUACAUACUGUAUAUUAUGUCAUCCAUUUGGAGAUUGUUGCUGUUCUUUUUAGAUUUGAACUUAAAUGUGCACUUAUGGUUGUGUUUCUCUGCAAGUACUUUAUAAUCUCUAAACCUAUAAUAAACUAGAAUGUGAUAAGACUUCCUCAGCAGGUGAAUCACAUGUAUGCUGUCAACAUUACUAAACUGAAGUUUAAAUGUCUCCGCUAAUUUGGAGUCUACUGUACUUUUUUCAGCUGAAUUCACUUCAAGGUAAGAUAGGAGAAAACAAUGUUAACUUUUGAAAACCGUUUGUCUUAUCUGAAUAGUGCUUGUGCAUUACAGUUUAGUUUACAUUUUGAGAAAGACGCGAUGCUGUUCUGAACCCAUGUUUUUUUUUCAAAACCUACUGUGACCGUAACCAUGGUAGUUUUUAUGAUUUUAUGGUUCGACUAUACAAGAAACAAUUCAUUUAAAAUCAGUUGUGUCCUUUUUUUCUAUUUCCGCUCUCACUAGUCACCUUGGCAAAUAACCAGCUAUACCUGUUAAGCUUAUACACCAGUUUCAAAGUGAUUUUGCUUGGAUCAGUGUCCUGUGAAAACUGUUGAAAUCAAGAUAAAUGCAAAACAAAACAAAAAAUGUGAAGGGUUAGACUUUUUAAUCGUAGAAAUAACCUGUGACUGGCAGAGGAUGUGCAGCUCUGUGGGUUAGGAAAAAACAAACCACUUUAUUGUGGCUCCUAAAAUUUAGCUUUCACUUCAAAAUAAGGUGUUUAAAUGGUUUACGCUCAGUAUUUUUACAACCUGCAUGUCCGCGGUGGGCAGUAAACUGGCAAGAUGCCGCAGUUCACCGAAGUCUGUUGAAAAAAAAAAAUGCCGUUCAGAGUCUUUGAAAUGUUGCCAAACAGACUUUUUCUAGUUAUUUAUUUUUUGGAAUGUAUAUGAAAUGAUCACAAAUUUUAAAACCAUCUCUUGCACACGUCGUAGGCUAUUAUGAUUUGAAAAAGGACUGAAAGUAAUAAAUAAAAAAAAAUAAAAAAACAUGAAAUACUGUAGAUACUGAGGUAGACUGACCUUGUAUGUUACUGCACAUUGGGUAAUAAUUUCUUUGUACAUAAUAGCAGAACAGACUGGGUUUUAUGUUGACAUUGUUUGGUUAUAGUGCAAUAUAUUUUGUAUGCAAGCAGUUUCAAUAAAUAAAGGUUGAUCUUCCUCUGCAA
Molecule: messenger RNA, 4392 nt
Organism: Xyrauchen texanus (razorback sucker)
Lineage: Eukaryota; Metazoa; Chordata; Actinopteri; Cypriniformes; Catostomidae
Product: fragile X messenger ribonucleoprotein 1 homolog A-like
Exons: 15
Coding region: 210-1922 (570 amino acids)
Biological process (GO): regulation of translation at postsynapse, modulating synaptic transmission; anterograde axonal transport; negative regulation of translation
Cellular component (GO): growth cone; membrane; nucleus
Molecular function (GO): mRNA 3'-UTR binding; protein homodimerization activity; translation regulator activity
Source: RefSeq, a predicted model, not a curated record